Messenger RNA from Podarcis lilfordi (Lilford's wall lizard), 6018 nucleotides. NCBI's taxonomy places the organism in Eukaryota, Metazoa, Chordata, Lepidosauria, Squamata, Lacertidae. The record is from the annotation of a GenBank genome assembly.
AUGGCGGCCAGCAAUUACUACGGCUUCGCGGCCGGCGCCGGAGCCCCGUACAGGUAGGUGGGGAGCAGGGGCUGCGCCUGAGGGGCCAGGGCGGCCGGGGGAGGGGUCUGGACGCGCCCCGCCUCCUCCUCGGCGCGCUGCUCCUUGCUCCUGCACAACAGCCCGGCCAGGUGGGCCGGCGGGGGGGGGCUGGGGCCGGAGCGGCUCUUCCCAGCAAGCCUGGCAGGUAGGCCGGGGGGGGCAUCGCAGUCCCCUUCUCCUCCCCGUUCGGGUCAGAAGGGGGAAAGGAGGCUGGCAGGACAGAUUUCCGCAAUGCUGGGCAUGCGCUGGCUUCAGCUGCCGGUGCAGCAGCCCUGCCAAGUAGGCUGAUGCUGGCGCCCCUUCUCCCUCUCCCCCCUCCUCCAAUUAUGGUAAGAAAGAGAGGGCAGCUGAGAGGACAGACAUCCACAUUUCUGAAAUUUGCCCAACCUGGUGCCCUCCAGAUGUUUUGGACUAUAAAUCCCAUCAGCCCAAGAUUGCAUGGAAAAUAAGGAUUAUUGAAGUUGUACGCGACACGAAGCCUGGCAACUCCAACCUGGCUAUGUAGGAAUCGCUUGCAGACGACCGCAGUGCCAUUUUCCCUUAGCGGCCACCACUUUUUUCCAACCUCAUCAGUCUCUCACUUGUCGUCUUCCUUUUCAGUGCCCAGCCUGCUCCAGCUUACUGCCAUCCCGCGACAGCAGCCAGCUACACAGUCCAGCAGAGCCCUGCGAUAGAGCACGCUGUGCCCCCCGCCUAUACUCCAGCUAUACAGGCAGCCAGGUCUGUGGCACCUGCAGCAUAUGGGGGCUACCAGCCACCGUCAACGCAAGACUACGGUUAUGGGACGCGGCAACCAGAGCCAACCCCCCAGCCAACUGUCGCCCAGAACUAUCAGGUAGCUGCUAAUCAGUAUCCUCACAUCGGUGGGUUGGGUUUAACACAGGGGAGGCAACUAGCGGCCCUGCAGAUGUUGUUAGACUCCAGACCCCUGCUACAACAUUGAUUCCAAAUAUCUAGGAAUGAUGGGAGUGAGGGCCACAGGUGCCCCUUGCCUGAUAUUUUAGGGGCUGGAAUAAAAGUAUUUUGCAUACUGGUGUUUUCUAAUUGUCCUGCUCCGUGGGGUGUUCUCUGGGUCUAGGGUCUCAGUCCCAAACACUUCCCAAGAGAAUGGGAUGCACAGUGUGGCAUUACCUCAGCAAGCCAUGGCCAGGUCCGGGGAAUCGUUCAGCUGUAAGUCCGGGCAAGGGGCAACACAGGAAGGAGGUGGGGGAAGGACCCAGAAUCAGGAGCCAGAGAUCUGUGUUGUUUCUUGCAAGAGGCACACAUUUUGUGAGCUAGUCCCCACCACACGGACCAAAGCCUAACUGCAGCUGCUGGUGGCAAAUAAGUUCCUGGGUUGAUUCCUCCAGAUCUGUGUGAUGACUGUGUGAGUCCACAUUCUGUUGCUGCUCUUUGGCCAGGACCUUUUGGUGCCAGUGUUCUUGAGGACUGUAGGAUGGCUCCACUACCACCUCCUCCUCCAGCAGGUCUCCCACCGGGGCACCCUUACCACUGGUGGCAGGAACCUCUGGCACUGGGUGGUCAGGUUUGGCCAUAACGAGCAGCUGACUUUCAGGAGAACGGAAUGGCAAUAGUGAGCCUUUCCAUCAUAUUUCAUUGUGGGGUCCAAAGUGUGCAUUGUCCCAGGAUCCCAUAUGUGCAGUAGAAUGAGGUGGGAGGAGGGGCUGCACCACUUCAGACGACAGAGACUGCUUUAUAUGCUCCUCCAUUGUGUGUGUAAAAGGAGAACAAGGUGGGGGGAGCUCUUUGCAAACUGCUGCGUUAACAGCACCAAAGUGACUUCCCUGGCACACAAGCCUGGCCAGAGCAUCUGGAAGUCCUGGGCAGCCCAGAUGAGAAGACCCCCCCCCUUUUUUUGCUUCCCUGAUGGGAUCAAAAGGAAAGCAGAGCAAGACGUUGGGCACCAGCUGUUGUACAGGGCACCAUCCUACUGUCUUAGGGACUCCACUCCAGAUUUGUGCCGGGUUUACUCCUGAAGCUUUUCUUCUCCCUCCCAUAGGUGUCAAUAAAUUCCAUGCAGGUUAGUGAGCAGGUUGGCAGGGGAGGGGGAGGACGCCCAUCCUUCAUCUGGUGGUCUGCUGGAAGAAGGAAGACCUCCUCCAUGCUCAUCCAGUCCCCUGUAGGCUAAUAUUUUUUUCAGACUUAUAACCUUUGUGGGCUUCUUUACAAAGCUGUUGCAGUGCAUGUUUUAUGUGUCUAAUAUACAUAUAAUUGUGGGAGAGGGGGAAUAGUGAGUGUUCGCCAUAAGUACAAAAGGGGUUGGAAUCUGACCAUUCUAAACACGUCUAGUCUGUAUCCUUGUUUCAACGAGGCUUGACAAAGAGCUGUGCUGGCUGGGGCUGGACAAUGUCUGUUUUAGUUCUUGUAUUCAUUUCCAAGGCCCUUAGCAACUUGGGUCCAGGUUAUUUUAAGGAUCAGCUGACCCAUUAGUGAUCCCUGGGAUCUUUGGAGGAGUCUCUGUUGGUGAUCCCGCAUGGCAUACAAUGACCAGAAGCCAUUAAUUCAGUGUUUUGGGCCCAAGUCUGUGGAACUCCAUCCCACCUGAGAUGAAAUACGCAUCAUCCUUGCUGAACUUAAGGCACAUGGCAAAGACUUCCAUAUUCCAGCAGGCAUUUUAAUGUAGUGUUUCAGAUUAUUUGGUUUUAUGAUGAAUUUUUGUUUUAUUCUUCACAUGGUUGGUUUUUAAGAAAACAACUUAGUCAUGCUAAUAUAUCUGUCUUGAGAGACAAGGGAUUGCUGUUACUGGCAUCCAUCUGUCUCGAGAGACAAGGGAUUGCCACUCUGGGGGUGAAGUCUGAACGCCGUGUUAGCAGCAUCAAAGUGACCUCCCUGGGGCGCAAGCCUGGUCAGUGGUUCUGGGGUUCCUGGGCUGCCCAGACAACAAGACCCCCUUCUUGCUGUCGCUGAUGGGGUCCAAAGGAAAGCAGACCAAUACAUUUGGCUGCAGGAGUUGCUGGAAGGAGGUGUACAAGGUGCCAUCCAAUUGUCUUAGAGACUCCACUUCAGAUUUGUGUAGGUUUUACUUCUCCCGAAGAUAUCCCUCGAGGCAGUGGAGGUUUUGGAUCAGGGUUUUACUUCUUCUAGAUGGGCUCCGUUCCCAGGUGUACAAGCACCACCUGCCCUUCACUUCCCUCUACAACACAUGCAAAAACCUCCAUCUGACCCCCUCUUGGUCUUGUCCACUUAAUCUGCUGGAGCCUGUCUUGACGUGCAGGGGAAGGCCCUAACUGGCCAGGGGUUUGAGGCCUAUUAGCUACCCUCAUCUGGUUUAACCAGCCAGUCAAGGCUCUUUCACAGGGUGUGGCUGUUGUCAUAGAAUCGUAGACUUAGAAGGUAUCCCAACCCACUGCGAUGCAGGAAUCUCAUCUAAAGCAUCCCUGACAGAUGGCAAUCCAACCUCCGCUUAAAAAUCUCCAAGGAAGGAGAGUCCACUACCUCCCAAGGGAGUCCGUUCCACUCUCAAAUAGCUCUUCCUGUCAGAAAGUUCUUCCUGAUGUUGAGUCGGAAUCUCCUUUCUUGUCUCCUUUCUUCCAGGCUAAAUAUCCCCAACUCCUUCAACCGUUCCUCAUAAGGCCUGGUUUCCAGACCCCUUGAUCAUCUUGGUUGCCCUCCUCUGCACUCGCUGCAGCUUGUCAAUAUCCUUCUUAAAUUGUGGUGCCCAGAAUUGUCACAUACUGACAGCUUCUAGGAGCCGCAGGUGAGAGCUGAGUGCAGGGGGGGGCACCAAAGGAGCAUGAUGUGUCCCCCACAAAGGUACUACCCCUCCCCUAACACCUCAUACACCUUUGCUAACAUAUAAAUGCCUUAAUAAUGAUGAUGAUUUUAUUAUUUAUACCCCACCCAUCUGGCUGGGUUUCCUCAACCACUCUGGCCGGCUUACCCAAUGGACCAAUACAGCAACUGUUUUGGAGAGCAAGUGAAAUCAAUUCCUUUCUGACUUUAGUGGGCUACACACACACAUAGCUAUAUGGGUAUGAUUGAAGCUAUAAAUUUGUUCUCAGAACAGCUAGGGGGAGAAUUCUUUUCCCCAAGCAUCUGAAGAAGUGGACCUGAAGAAGUGUGCAUGCACACGAAAGCUUAUACCAAGAACAAACUUAGUUGGUCUCUAAGGUGCUACUGGACAAUUUUUUAAAUUUUUUUAUAUAUUUCAACUGCGUCAGACCAACACGGCUACCUACCUGAAUCUUUCCCCAAGCAGUACAACCUGGGAUAACUUUUUUUUUAAAGCAUCUAUUUAUUUUUACAAUUAAUAUACUGCCUCCUCCAGCUGGUCAGAAACUGCAUUGCAGGGGAAUAUGGAGGAAACAAACAGAAAGGAAGGACUUCUGAUGGGAUGGAAUAAUAGGGCAACUUCAGGAGUCAUCAGGCAUCACCUUCAAUGAGGCUGGGGGCCUCCAUGUAGAUCCCGGACUGCUCCCUUUGCUUGAGUGGAAUGAGAGAGCCACAGUGAUGUCUCUAGCAUUCCCCAGAUGUUGCUGCACUAAAUUGGGAGCUCCAACACCUGGGAGGAUACAAACGUCUCCAUCCCUGUCUUAGGAGGAAUCAAUUGAAGGUGUGUAAAAGUGUCCCUGGCUUUUCUGCCCCCCAAUAUUUAAGCUACCUUAAAUAAGCCACCCAGAAAAGGCUCCUAUCAGCCAAAAGAUACUCUGGGUUAUGGGUCGCCCUGUGGAAGGCAUCCGGCCGGCUUGUGUUGCCCUCACCUGCUUAUUGACAGCCAAGUUUUGUUUUGGCAGGAUGGCUACAGUUACGGCCGAUCCCCAACAGCAGGCGGCUAUGAGACCAAACCAUAUUACCAGACGGUGGUCACGCAGCCCCAACACGUGGCCACGGACUCGCACCACCACUCGAGUGAGGUCACCUACACAAACACAAUAUCACUGUUCAGGCGUGUUCAGAAUACUAGAGGCUUGUGGAAGCAUUUGUGAAGUAGUUUCCAGUAACAGCUGUGUUGGUAACGGGGAAGGUUUGGGAAGCAGCCAUGGCGAUGGGGGUCAUCUUAAGCUGCCCCCUUCCUGAGCCACUAGAGCUGUCCUGCACUGCAAUCUCACGCUGCUUUUAAGCUGGUUUAAUAGAACCAAGAAGUUCACUUUGUGUUGGAAUAAAGAUGAGUGCAAUUACUCCUUUGUAAACAGUUCAUACAGGUUUGAAGCUGUCUGGAGGAGCGGUUCUCCCAAUAUGAGCCUGCUUGGGCUUUGAGAUCUUUGGGGGAGGCGUGUUCCAGUUCCUCCACCUUCACAGGCAUGUUUGGUGAGGACAUGAGGCAAGGCCUUCUUGGUGGCUGCUCCCAGACUGUGGAACUCACUUCAGCCUAGUUGGCUAGGCUAGGUCUCCAUCUGCUUUCCUUUUGCCAGCAGGCAAAGACUUUUAUUUUGCCAUGCCUUUUGCCACCAACUGGCUGUUGUGGAUGGUCUUCUGAGGCUGAAUGUUGUUGGGAUUUUGUGUGUGCUUUCAAAGGGUUUUAAAUGUUUCAGCACUGCAUUUUUAAAGGGUUGCUUAUUUAACCGUUUUUUAAUAUUUAUAUUUGUGUGCUUGUUUAGAUUUGUGCUGGGAGCUGCCUUGGGUCCCGCACUGGGAGAAAGAGAGGAUAGAAAUAAAAUAAAUAAAAUAAGGUGGUUUAUUUAUAUGUUGCUGUUCCUUGUUGCUGAGGAGUCUGGUCAGGCAAAUGAAAUGAAGGAUUGUAUGUUAGCUGUUCUCUAGCCUCAUUGAAAUGAAUGGCUCUUAGUCAUGUUCUUCCGUUUCACUGGGUCUCCUCCGAGCAGAAUUUAGUUGGAUGGAAGCCAGGCAAAGCCCAAGGAGCUCAGGCAGGCAGAAUCUGGGCAGGAGUCGCCUGCUGCUCUCUGGUCUUCAGCGACUGCUCUCUGUUCUUCGUAGACUCCCAGAGCAGCUACAGCCAGCCUGCGGCCGUGUACAGUCCAAGCCAGCCCCAGAGACAAGUGA